AGGGCUCCUCCAUGGUGGGCGUGGCCAUAGGGAUGGACCCAGGGCUGCGUUCUGCGGUUGAUACCGCCUCUCUGGCUGAGGACUACGUGUCUCCACCCAAGUACAAGAGCAGCCUGCUGCACCGCUACCUGAACGACUCUCUGCGGCAUGUGAUGGUGGCCAACGUCGUCAUGGAUGCUCGCAAGAGGAACCACUCUGGCUCCUUUAGCUCCAACGAGUAUGACGACGAGCUGCUGUCGCCAUCCUCCUCUGAAGCCGAGGCCAACUUGGUUUAUGGAGCCGAAACCACAGAGCAUGGAUCCAGGAAACGUGAUCACAGCAACGGUGGCGUCGCAGCUACGCAGGAGGAGAAGGUGAAGGCCAAAGAUGAGACGCAGUGGAAGGAGAUCAACGCCGCCGUGGCCUUGACGAACUUGGCCCAGGGGAAGGACAGCGUCUCUGGAACAACCAGCUGCAUCAUCCAGAAGUCCUCUCAUAUCGCCGAGGUGAAGACGGUUAAAAAAGCUGCGGCUGAACUCUUAGCUCUGACGUUCUCCUCACAUCCGGCCGUAACAAGCAGCAAACAUUCCUCUUUUCUUAUCAAACCUGAUGACGUGAAACCCAACGCCUCUUUAAACAAAGAGAACUGUUUCUUUAGGAGAGAAAAGGGUUUGUUUAAAACUGAAGAAGAAAUCAUUUGGUCUCAUUAAGAUUCCUUUGAGUAGCACCCCCUCACAUUACCAAUGCCUUAACUUUCCCUUUCUUGUACCAAGAAAUAUAUUUUUAAUCUAACCCUUUUUUAUUAUAAUUAUUUUAUAUAUAAAUGUGUUGUAUUUUCAUAAGUGAUUUUUUUAAACAGAACAGCUUGCUGAAUUUGAGCUACAUAGAAUCAUCUCUGCUCAAAUCCUCCUGCUUCAAUAAUGAGAGCUGAGGGUUGAGAUUCAAAAUGGCCUCAUUUUUGUAGAAAAUACUUUUCUUAACGGUGCUUAUGUUAUAAAUGUUUUCACAGUUGUAAAAAAGAAGUCACAUCCCUGGGAGAAAGUGAAGUUGGCCUGCUGUGCUAACUUUUAAUUUAAUAUGUCUCUGAGGUACUCUUUAUAUGUUUUGAAACCUAAAGUGCUUCAGGAAUUGCUCAGUUUGGGUUUUACGACAUUCAGACUCUUAUGGUCAAGGACUCUGCAAGAGAGUGAAGCUGUGCAGUAACUAUUUUUUUUUUUUUACAUGUCUUGAAUGUUUAACAGAAAUCUGCACUUAAAGUUCAUGAAAUGAAGGACAACCUUGCAUUAUUGCAGUUAGUGUUCCUAUAGAAGUAGAAGGAAAUGAGUCAAAGUUUCCAAUCCUCAGGCUCUGCUGGCUGCUUGUGCAAUGAGGCUGCUGGCCUCCUACAGGUGAUUUUAUUCAUCAGAUUCUGACAGGGUACCGGCUGGGAAGAACUAGAUCCGUGCCUUGUCUCUAAACCUCUGUGCCGCUCAUUUUCAUUCACUUUUCACACACUAGCUACAUGCUGGGAGGAGGCAAAGAGACUGUGAGUCUUUGUUGCCUCUGCUGCAACAACAGACCUGUCACAAUACGUUCACACCGGAAGCAGCAGGAGCAGCAAAAUCGCGUCUGCUGCUUCAUUUUUGUUGCUUAUACCAGUUUAGUUCUGACGCGCGGCUGAAGCAGCUUUGCUGCGUUGGGCGGAGCUACCCUAUCCUUUCUUUGCC
Molecule: messenger RNA, 1685 nt
Organism: Cyprinodon variegatus (sheepshead minnow)
Lineage: Eukaryota; Metazoa; Chordata; Actinopteri; Cyprinodontiformes; Cyprinodontidae
Product: homeobox protein Mohawk-like
Exons: 3
Coding region: 12-689 (225 amino acids)
Source: RefSeq, a predicted model, not a curated record